GCGUCGCCGCGGUCUUGGAGCUCAGUGUCCCGCCGCAGCCACCACUCGGAGCUCCCGGGGCAGCGCGGAGCCAAGGGCUGGGCGAGCGGGCAGGCCCGGCGAGCUCGCAGGCAGGGCGAGCGGAGCGGUCAAGGAGAGAGACCAGAACAGCCCCGACCGGGCCAGCGGGGCCGGGACCGAAGGCUUCGGACGCCGUCUCUUGCAAACUUGGGCGCGCGCCGGAGCCAUGAAGAUGGUCGCGCCCUGGACGCGGUUCUACUCGCACAGCUGCUGCCUGUGCUGCCAUGUCCGCACCGGCACCAUCCUGCUGGGCGUCUGGUACCUGAUCAUCAACUCCGUGGUCCUGCUGGUCCUACUGAGCGCACUGGCAGAUCCCGACCAGUAUCACUUCUCAAGCUCUGAACUAGGAGGGGAAUUCGAGUUCAUGGAUGAUGCCAAUAUGUGCAUUGCUAUUGCAAUCUCUCUCCUCAUGAUCCUGAUAUGCGCUAUGGCUACUUACGGAGCGUACAAGCAACACGCUGCCUGGAUCAUCCCGUUCUUCUGUUACCAGAUCUUUGAUUUCGCCCUGAAUACCUUGGUUGCCAUCACAGUGCUCGUCUAUCCAAACUCCAUUCAGGAGUACAUACGACAGCUGCCUCCCAGCUUUCCCUACAGAGAUGAUAUAAUGUCCGUGAAUCCUACAUGUCUGGUCCUUAUUAUUCUUCUGUUUAUCGGCAUUGUUUUGGCGUUUAAGGGUUACUUGAUAAGCUGCGUUUGGAGCUGCUAUCGAUACAUCAACGGCAGGAACUCCUCUGAUGUCCUGGUUUACGUUACCAGCAAUGACACCACGGUGCUUUUGCCUCCGUACAAUGAUGCUACUGCCGUGACCGGCACUGCCAAGGAACCACCACCACCAUACGUGUCUGCCUGAACCCAGUGUGCAGGAAUCGAGGAGCAGCAGUCUAACUCUGCAGCUGCCUGAUGGAUUUAUUGAUCGAUGGAUUUAUUGAUCGGCCCUUUGAGCCUGUUUGCUGAUAAAAUAACCACAUUUUACAAUUUAGAUGUUAACAUUUGAAGCCUCUGUUGUUAGAAACCUCCUCUGUAGCUAGAACACCAGGGUAGCUGUAGAUUAUUUUGGUGGGGGUGGGGUGUAAUGAGCUCCCUUAGUCUGUCCCGGAACUGAAGACAGCCUUUUCAAGAGGCUGGUUUGUAGCUGCCUGGUCCCACAGCUGGGCGCUCGAUCACACUGUUUCUCUCCUUCCCUUCUGACUCUCUUGAAAGCAUAAAAUGAAAAUUAGGCAAUACUCAAACCAUUCCAGUGUAUAGGACAAACCCUGAUACAAAUAAUAUUGGUUGCUCUAAUCGGGUAGUUAGGAGCCCUUGCAUAGGUGAUACAAGAAUUUCCCUGCUAUCUCCAAAUUCAGUGAUGAUCCGAGUUUGCCAGUCAAGGAUUUACUCUGUACCGAAUAAAGACUGAGAAGUAACACCAAACGGUGAGAGAGAGCGGGAACCCCCGCUGCCCAGGGUAUCUGUUGUCCUGCGGUGGCCAGUUUGCCAUCAAAGCUUUUCUCUUGGCCUGUUGUUGCCCCAGCAAAUCUCUCUCUUGCUGCAUCGAGAGAAGUGUUUGUGUCUGGAAGUAUGGAAAAGGGUUUUCACCCUCUCUCCUUUUGCAGGAUACACCCUACCUGGGUUUUGGUUUUGUUUUGUUUUUUUUAAAGUAUGUCUAAUCUAUUGAAAAUGUCAAGCAGUCUUCAGAAAGACGAAGAGGAUGGCUCCCUUGUGGAAUGCUCUAGACCGAAUCGGGAAAGACGGGCUGUGUCUCUCUUGUCUCUGAAAGUUUGUCUCGUCGCUGAAUGUGCUGUACGUGGAGGCUUUGCAAUAAAGGUUUGUCUGCAACCAGGAAAA
Molecule: messenger RNA, 1884 nt
Organism: Mesocricetus auratus (golden hamster)
Lineage: Eukaryota; Metazoa; Chordata; Mammalia; Rodentia; Cricetidae
Gene: Laptm4b
Product: lysosomal protein transmembrane 4 beta
Exons: 7
Coding region: 227-910 (227 amino acids)
Cellular component (GO): lysosomal membrane
Source: RefSeq, a predicted model, not a curated record